Molecule: messenger RNA, 723 nt
Organism: Sordaria macrospora k-hell
Lineage: Eukaryota; Fungi; Ascomycota; Sordariomycetes; Sordariales; Sordariaceae
Source: RefSeq, a predicted model, not a curated record
AUGCUUCAAGCAAUUGAAAACGUCCAUGACCGGCAGUUCCUAGCCUCGGAGCUCGCCUCCCCAGCCACCCUCGUCGCUGAACUUGCCCAAGCAGAGGUUAAGAACAUUCUCCUGGCUGCCUCCGGCUCAGGCGACAAAAUCCGCGUCCGCAUCAUCCUCACCCAAUCCGCCAAACACUUUCUCGGCGGCCAAAGCAAAGAACAGCCCGUGUACUCUUCCUUACUGGACUACCCGCACGUGGAAGCCAUCUACGACGACGCCGAUGAGUGGGGUCCCGAGCCAUGGCGCCGCGGAGCAAGCAUUCUGCAUAUCGAGUUGAGGAGAUGGGCGGAUAUCUUGGUUGUUGCGCCUCUCAGCGCCAACACCCUCGCCAAAAUCGUCAACGGCAUGAGCGAUAAUCUCCUGACGUCCGUGAUAAGAGCAUGGGACACGGAUUCGAGUAUCGACAAUAAGAAGAAGGUUAUCGUGGUUGCGCCGGCUAUGAACUCUGCAAUGUGGAGACACCCCAUCACCGCGAAGCAAAUCCGCGUAUUGCAAGAAGAAUGGGGAGUCAGGGAUCCUGAGCCAAGUGAGGGCGACACGGCGGGUGUCGCGGUGGCUAAUGGCUGGUUUCAGGUUAUCAUGCCGAUUGCAAAGACACUUGCGUGUGGUGAUACAGGAGGAGCCAUGGCAUCCGUCGACACCAUCCGAGAAGCCAUCGAAAGCAGGCUUGGUCUUGAGUAG